AUGGCCACGGCCACUGCCUCGCAUUGUUGUCGUGUGUGUAACGGGGCCAUCACAGUGAAAAGCAGACGAAAACUAUUUGUACAAGAAUUUAUGCUUUUGGAAGAAUUAUGUGAGGUCUUAGGCUACAUGCCAUCGGAAAAUGAUAAUGGCUCACAAUAUGCCUGUUAUUUGUGCUGGGGGGCUCUGAGUAAACUCAAGAAAUUGAACAAUGAUUUGGUAGAGAAAUUGAUACGUGAUAGACAAAAUCUGGUGAAAAAACUGAAAGACAAACACAUUUCGAAUUGUUCUUGUGGCAAAGUACAGAAGAAAGCCAUCAACGUUUUUUAA
This is a messenger RNA of Lottia gigantea (owl limpet), 327 nucleotides long. RefSeq lists its product as hypothetical. The record is from RefSeq and is a predicted model, not a curated record. Bases 1 to 327 code for a protein of 108 amino acids. NCBI's taxonomy places the organism in Eukaryota, Metazoa, Mollusca, Gastropoda, Lottiidae. The transcript has 2 exons.